Molecule: messenger RNA, 189 nt
Organism: Trichomonas vaginalis G3
Lineage: Eukaryota; Parabasalia; Trichomonadida; Trichomonadidae
Exons: 1
Coding region: 1-189 (62 amino acids)
Source: RefSeq, a predicted model, not a curated record
AUGUCCGACGUACCACCAACCGAGUCCAUUCCAAAGCCAGAAGAACCGACAGCCCCAGCACCACAACAGACUAAGACUAAAACACUUACAUUUUUACGCUUGACUUUUUACAAUUUGAACUUUGUUCGCGUAGAUGUGAAUUCUGAAAGAAGUAUGAGGGUCUUGUAUGACUUUGUACUUCUCCCAUAG